Gallus gallus (chicken) is the source of this 1487-nucleotide messenger RNA. It is a transcript of the gene KLRN1E, whose product is annotated as C-type lectin domain family 2 member F-like. Lineage: Eukaryota; Metazoa; Chordata; Aves; Galliformes; Phasianidae. The record is from RefSeq and is a predicted model, not a curated record. The transcript has 5 exons. Bases 59 to 814 code for a protein of 251 amino acids.
CCCAGACGGCUUCCCGACUGCGACUCAGUGCCUUCGGUACCGCUGUGCCCACUGCAGUAUGCCGCUGUUUCUCAGCUUUCCGCCACGAUCCCUCCGUGAGGUCCUCGCUAAGAAGAGCGCUCCGCCGGCACCGCUGUGCCCUCAGCCCGACCCUUCUCUGCCCCUCUCCCCGCACACGGCGGGCGCAGUCCCGCACCUCCGCGGCGCUAUGGAAGAAAAAGAGCGGCUGAGCCCUUCCCCGCCCCGAGAGGCGACGGUCCAGCUGGGAGAUGAAGAAGUCCGAGCGCAACGGGGCUCCGGAUGCAGUGAGCUGAGACAGAACAGGCGCCGCGUGCUCUGCGUGGCUUUGUGUGCAGUGCCGUGCAUCCUUGUUUCGGCGCUGGUGGCCGUGGUAGUGCUCCAGCGUCUGUCGUGCUCACCUCGCCCACCCUUCUCCCACGUGUGCCCCAACGCCUGGGUCGGUUUCCAAGGGAAAUGCUAUUAUUUCUCGGACACGAAGAGGGAUUGGAACAGCAGCAAGGAGCACUGCCACCGCCUCGGAGCUUCCCUGGCUACCAUAGAGACGGAGGAGGAGAUGGGAUUCAUGCUGCAGUACCAGGGCCCAGAAGACUACUGGAUUGGGCUGCACAGGGCAGAAGGGGCCGAGCACUGGACAUGGGCCGAUGGCAGCGCCUUCAGCAACUGGUUUGAGCUGCGAGGCGGAGGCCGAUGUGCGUACCUGAAUGGGGACAGGAUCAGCUCAGCCCUCUGCCACAGUGAGAAGUUCUGGGUGUGCAGCAGAGCCGACAGCUACGUCCGCUGGAGGAAGGAGUAAUACCCAGAAUGACAAAUCCCAUCCGCACCAAGCUCGUGCCAACACUACUGGUCUCUGUGAUGCCAUUGGUGUAUACUGGAACCUGCCUCUUUCCAGCACUGCUGCAGUGGUUCCUGCAUGGAUCCACACAAGUCUGCUGGUCGUUAUCUCUCCGGCACUUCAUCUGUUCCUCUGUGCCUUAAAAGGAGGGUCUUCUGAGGGUCCCUAGAGGUUGCAGCAGCAUGGAAGGAUCCCAUGGUGCUGCCCUACUGCAGCCGGACCCGAGGGCGGGGGUAUUCCUGCUCUCCUUUCGGGCUCUGUGUGACACUGCGGUGCCACCACCGUGUCACAUCGCGCUUCCAUCGCUGCCAGCCACUGUCUGACUUUGGCUCUGGGCAGUGGUGUAUGGAAUCAAACUCUUUAACCUGUGUAAGUUUAUGUAGGUUAUAAGGCUGUACCUCAUUGUGAACUGCCGAGCUUUUAAGGGGGGUGUUGCCCAAACCAGCUUGUAUUGCUGUGUUGAGCUGAGGCAUAUCUUUACUGUCCUGUCUCAACAACGGGGAAUCUCUUCUCUGUUCUUGUUGUUUGGCAUCGAGUUUCUGUGGACUUGAGCUGAUGUGUACACAGGGACCUUGUCCUUCUGCUUGUAUCCACUCAAGUUAUGUGAAAAAGGCCGUUCUCAAAAUAUGGAAAA